UCAUUGUUCAUAUGCGCUCUUAGAUUUUAGAACUGCUAAUUCCUGGUCUUUUCAGUCCAAGUGAAGGUGGCCUGUUCUUAUUUUUUUAUCUUUGGAUGGAAUUAAAUCCACAUUAUACAUAUGAAUGCAUUAAGUCUUUGAAAUAAGCAUUAAUGGUCUCUUCCCUGGAUUGGAUUUUAGUUUCCAACAAAGAAGACGAAAGCUUCCAAAUGCUUUUGUGUAGUUUUACUUCUUGUAUUUAGGUGUUUUUAUACUUUAAUUCUGUUGACAAAUAUGUUUUUUCUUUUUUAGAAAAGGUGAUAUGAUGUUGGGCUCAAGAUAACUUGACAUUUUCAAUAUAAAAUCUGAAACCAGUUAACCAAAAAAUAAUAAUUGCAGAUCAACAUACGUGCAGGUCAAAGUCUGAGGUAUUCCCAUCCAUUUGUCACACAAGGUUCAAGUUAUCAACAGAAUGGAUGAAGUUAUGAACAGAAGACCAGAAACUUUAACACACUGAGGACAGUUUGUUUCUUUCUUUUAACCCUGUCUAAGUGUAUAAAUGUUUGACUUUCUACCACAAGCAUGGACUCUUGCGUUUUAGGCUCUCAACCAACUGGAGUCAGCAUUUAACCCAUGGAGCAUGCUAUGGUCCGACCCCAGAGGGUCUGCAGAAAGCUCACAAAAGAGAAAAGAGACAUCCAGGCUUUUAUAAACCCUGAAACAAGAACAUGCAGACCAAAAGAUCCAAAAAUGCUGCCCUACUUUAGUGUUUGGAUCCUACCAUGAGCUGGUCUUCAUGGUGGACUGAAGUACCAUGCAUUACAUACAGGAACAUUCUGACAAAAUUAACCACAAACUAGAUUUUGUAAAAAAAAAAAAAAAGCACAAACACAACAAGAUACGAUUGGAUAAAUAAAUACAUAAAUCCAAAUGAAUAACCUCAUGGAUUUAAAAAAAAAAAAUUUUAUACUAGACCUCCACAAACAUAAAGACGUUGAAAAUGUAAAUGGAUGUGACUGCUGCAGGAAUAUUUAAAUUUACUUUAUUUCUAAUUAUUGUUACUUAUUGUCAAGAAUUAACAUUUUUCAUUUCAUGUAUUUAAUGCUAAAUAUUGUAUUUUUUUAUUUUAUAUAUUUUUUAUUUUACAUCUAUUGUUUUUUUUAAUUGUCUGAAAAUAUUCAUUUUUUUACAUUUUAUUUAUUAUUUUAAGUUAAAGUUUUACAGAGUAAACUAAUAUAUAUUUAUUUGAUGUAUUGUAUUAUUGCUGAAAGAUUUCAUUUUGGUUUUUAAACGUGUCCUCGCGCCGCACUGAAGCGCUCGCGCGUCGACGCUUCUCCUGCGCGCGCGCAGACUUUGCCGCCGCGCGGUGCACGUUGUUGCUGGCUGACCGCGCGCUCUGCUCUCCUCUGGUUUUUCAGGCUCGCGCGCCGCUGCAGCUGCCGUGUCCGAACCUCAGUCCACGCGGGAAGGAGACGACAGGUGAGGGACGGUGGAUGAUGAGACGAGCGUUUCUCCUCAGGCUGAGAGGAGCCCGUUGAGGAGGGGAAGAAGGAGGUGGUGGUGGAGGAGGAGGUGGAGGAUGUCGCUGCGGCUCUCAUGGGGGGAGAAGACACAUUCUUGUGGAGAGGAGCCCUGAGGAAGAAGGAGGAGGAGGAGGACCGCAGCAUGGGACCACGAAGCGCUUCUCCGUGAAGGAAGCUCAGCUCCUCCUCUGAGGAGCUCAGCGUUCACCUGAAGGACAGUGGACUCACUUGGGGGUGAAAGGGGGACUGAUUUUUCGGAGGACCUGCUCCCCUCCCCCCUCUUGCCCCCCUUACAUAAACGUUUGCGUGCCUUUAGUGCCCCCCUCUUCAUCGCUGAGUCCACACGCAGAGGCUCCUCGCACGCGAAGAUCAAAGCGACUGGACGCGGACGCAAUCUGCGCGCGCGGACAGGCCUCACCCCCCUCGCCCCCCACCCCCCUCUGUCUGAUGCCUCCCCGGCGCACAGGUGGACAUGGUACGGAGCCCGCUGUAGCAUUGCCAUCCUCCUCAUCACUACUGCCGCUGUCAUCAUCAUCACCACCAUCAUCAUCACCACCCUCCUCCUCCUCCUGUUCAGCACCACAAUGUCCUCUUCGUCGCGCAAGAUCUCCUCCGAGUCAUUCAGCAGCUCGGUGGGCUCGGACUGCGGGCUGGAGAGCCCCGGCGGGGACGGGGGGGAUGGCGGUCCGGAGCCGGCGGAGGAGAACCGGGGCUGCCCCUUCUCCUCCCAAAGAGCGCUCCUCUGGAACGGACGCAGCUCCGCCGAGAGGUCCGCGUGCGCGGCCGGCGAGCAGCAGCAGCAGGGACCCUUCAUACCCCACAAGAGGGUGACCAGGAGGAGAAGGGUGAACCUGGACUCUCUGGGGGAGAGCCUGAAGAGACUAACCUCACCCACGACCCAGACUGUUCAGGAAGCUCUACAGCGAACCCUGCAGUUCUACAGGAAACAGGAAAUCAGGUGUCAGGAGGUUAAAAGUGCAGAACGCCGGAGAGAACAGGCGGAGGAGAAAUGCCCAUUCCUGGAAAGUUCUGGUUCAGAAGAAGAUGUCCUGCAAAUCCUUCAGUACAUGGCCACCAUACUUGGAGUUCCGUUCUGUGAGCUGCGAGAACAUUUUGGAGAAGAGUUCUUUGGUCUCUGCUUCGAAGAAAACGAGCGUGUUCUCCGGGCCGUAGGCGGCAACCUUCAGGACUUUUUCAAUGGAUUUGAUGCCAUCUUAGAACACAUCCGCACCUCCACGGGACGCCGCGCGUCGUCUGAGAGCCCCUCCUUCCAGUGCAAGGAUCCACGUGAGGAGGAGAAGGGGAGGAGAAAACUGGACAAGGUCGGAAACCAGGGGAAGGUGUUACUUCUGCACUGUUUCAACCCCGCUCCCGUGGUUGGAUUAGUCAUGCCGGGUCUGAUCAGAGCUGUUGCCAGGCGGAUCUUUCAUUCGGAGGUUGAGGUGGAAGAGGUGCCGCCUCUGACCCCUCUUUUGCCCAAUGAAGGCACAGCACACACUGGAUUUGAUUCUACGACCCCCACGCCCACGGCGUCCCCCACUGCCUCGCCGUCCUCCUCACCGUCGCCUCCCUCCCUGUUUCCAACCACCGUCCCCACAGUUUGCCUUUCCUUCCAAAUCCACGAGGUGUGCCCAUCCUCUCUGUCCUCCAAUCCCAGUUCCUCCUCCGUCAGCAUAAAGCGCCCCCCUCUGUCGCUCUCCACCAACCCGAGUGACCUGCGAAUCGGCCUGGCCACGUUUUGCCGCGCUUUCCCGUUUCACCUCGUCCUGGGGCCUCACAUGGAGCUGCUGCAGCUGGGAGAAGGACUGAGGAGGCAGGCGCGCAUUGAACCUCACCGCAGCUUCUGCUUUAGGGACUGCUUUGAGAUCGUGUCACCCAAGAUGGAGCCCUCCUUCCAGGGGAUCCUCCUGAGGCUUGCAUCCCCCUUUACCAUCCGGACCAGGCCCGACAGCACGCAGACUGGCACUAAAGAAAAGGUGAUGGAGCUGAAGGGUCAGAUGAUCCACGUGCCAGAGUCCUGCUCGCUGAUGUUUCUGGGCUCGCCGCGGGUUGAUAAACUGGAGGAGCUGAUGGGCAGGGGCCUCCACUUGUCGGACAUCCCCAUCCACGACGCCACGAGGGACGUGAUCCUAGUGGGGGAGCAGGCCAAGGCGCAGGACGGCCUGAAGAAGAGGAUGGACAAACUGAAGGCCACAUUAGAGCGGACUCACCAGGCGCUGGAGGAGGAGAAGAGAAGAACAGUGGAUCUGCUGUAUUCCAUAUUUCCGGGUGAUGUGGCACAAAAACUGUGGCAGGGUCAGCACGUGCCCGCUCGCAAGUUCGACGACGUCACCAUGCUGUUCUCCGACAUUGUGGGCUUCACUGCAGUCUGCGCCCACUGCACACCUAUGCAGGUCAUCUCAAUGCUGAACGAACUCUACACGCGCUUUGAUUACCAGUGUGGCAUCCUGGAUGUUUAUAAGAUCGAGACAAUAGGUGAUGCGUACUGUGUGGCUGGAGGACUUCAUAAGAAGGUUGAUAGUCAUGCAAAGCCAAUCGCCCACAUGGCUCUGAAGAUGAUAGAACUAUCGGAGGAAGUGCUGACCCCGGAUGGGAAACCGAUAAAACUACGGAUAGGAAUCCACACCGGCUCGGUGCUGGCAGGUGUGGUGGGGGUCAAAAUGCCGCGGUACUGCUUGUUUGGGAAUAAUGUCACUUUGGCCAGCAAGUUUGAAUCGGGGAGCCAUCCAAGAUGCAUUAAUGUUAGUCCAACGACAUAUCAAUUGCUGAAAGACGACCGCUCUUUUUCAUUCGUCCCUCGUUCACGGAUGGACCUCCCAGAAAACUUUCCCAAAGAGAUCCCAGGGACGUGCUACUUCCUGGAGGCGGGGACCUCCCACAGCCACGCCUCCCUUACCAGCUCGCGCUCGGCUCCUCCCGCCUCUAUGAGGAAGGUCUCCUACAGCAUCGGAACCAUGUUCCUACGAGAAACAAGUUUGUAAAUCUGAACCCAGACCAUGUUGCACAGGCAUACAUAACACACAAGCCGGGAUUUGAGCCUUGGGAACGUGCAGGAGUCCAGAGAUCUUUGGAUAUGCAAACGCAUACUGUGUAAAUGUGGAUUCAGAUAGAUUGAGUGGAUAGUGGAUAGAGAAAUACUCUCGCACUCAUGGAUGGAAAAAGAGCCGCUUCGCCUCAUCAGCAUCACUCGGGAAGACGUGAGGAACAGCAGUUGCACCAGUUUUCCGUCUUUCCCCAAGGAUUUGAACCGGCUCAAUCAAUCUGCAGAGAAACCUUAAUAUAGGACUUCAAAUGUAGGUGGAUGUCUGCGCUCCGGACCUGGAGUUAGACUCCCUCAGUCAGAACGAUGUUCGGAGAAAAGGAGCCCACAGGUCUGCGACCGGGGUUCCACUCCUUAGCCAUGGAACUGUGCGACCAGAACAAAUCUACUUUUCAUUUCUAACGUGGGUGCUGAGCUUUGGAUUUGAAUGCAGUUCUGGGAGAUAAAUGUUUGCUGUUCAUCGUGUCUUUUUGUACCACAAACGAAGAGCGAUGCGGGGAUCGCCUCCUCCUGUGUGCUGAGGUCAUGUCAUGCCCUUCCUCCCACAGCUGGAACAUCCGUUUUCUCACAAACUUCACAUUUUGGCCAGUUUGGAGUUGAAGGGAGGGAAAACUUUGGAGGCAAAAUCAAAAUUUAUCAGCAAAAAGCAGACGCCAAGAAUCUGCCCUACUUUACAUUUUUGUCUUCUGCUAAUCCACAACGAAGUAAGACCAGUAAUCCAUUUUAUUUACAGCUAAAACGCUUAAAAAUAACUCCCAACUCAGUGCCUUUCUCAGCUAAAUUAGGUGGUGGUUCUACUUAGUUAUUCAGAGAAAAUCAACCAGGAAGACACGCUGAAAUUCUCCAGAUUUCUUUUGGUUUCCCAGAAAGAUGAAAAAAACAACAGGAAGCCUGUUCUUCUCACAGAAGCACCUUAACCCCUCAAGCCAGCUAAGGGUAGCAGCUUUUUGAGGAUUUCAUUCUAAAAAGAGUUUCUGCUGACAUAAGAAUCACAUGCUUCUCUAAGACUCCACAGAUCUCAAUUUCUAUUCACAUUUCUUCAUUUCUGUCCCGUCUUUGCACAAUUGACACAAAUUUAUAGAUGUGUUUUUUAAUUACUAAAGAUUUGGAUAAUAAAUGUCAUGUCUUAAUUGUAAAUAUAAAUGUGUUUCCCCUUCAUAAACUAAAAUAACACAUUUCAGAGGAAGUUUGUUUUGAGACUUGAUGAGCAAAAUCCAUGAACCGCCUUAAGAAAAGAGAAAUGUAUGAACUGGAAACAUAAAAUUAAGACAUGUAUGGGUUGUUGGAAUAACCUUUUUUACAGACUUGUGUGGGUCAAAUGCUAAGUAGAAUUGAUUGAAUUAGUAAAACAAAAACUAGGAGUCUGUUUAGUACAGAAAACUACAUUAAACAGGAAAUAGUUUUCAGUAAAGAUACUUUAUGCUGUCUGAACCUUUUUUUAACCCCAGUCUAGCUUCAGAAAUGAUCUUGAUUAUUCAAAAAACAGGAAUGCUUUAGUUUCUUUGUGUGACACAAACCCCUUUUAAUGUCAUAGACAGUAAUUACAGUCAAAAAUGAUGUAUUUGCCAACAUUUGUGUUUAUCUCCACGAACAGGAAACAUGUUGAAGUCUGAACAUAUUUUUGCUAAAUGACAACCUUGUAGCAGAAUUUGGAAGCUGGAAUAAAGUGUGUGGAUUUAGCUAAAAGGUCAGAACCAAAUCUCUGAGAUGCAAUCAGAAAAAAAUAUGUGCUAUUGAGUCUUUGGCAAAUAGAAUAUGUUUUGUAAACGUGAUGAAUUUGGGGGAAGACUGAGACCAGCAUUACAAUACAGGGGUUUCACCAUUUUAUAAUUUUUUUGGUUUUUGCAGAACACCUCCGUGUAGGAGAAUCACUUUGUAUAAUUUAACCCUAAAUAUCAGUCUAAAUAAUAAGGUAAAAUAAAUAAAACAUUUUUUAUAGCAGAUUAAACCUCAUAAUCGUUGGGAUUAUGAUAGGAAAAGUUAAGCAAAACUUUUUUUAUUGAUAAUCAUGAUGUUAUAAAUGUUAAAACAGUUGAUCAAAGAUUGAAUCUUCUACCUGUUUUUUUUAAAGUUACAGAACUUUGAGGAUUUUUAGGGUGGAAAGGUUAAAAAUAGAACCAAGCUUGAAUUUAAUUUUGCCUUUAUAAUGAUUUUUUCUUCUGAAACCUUAUUUUAGUGCCAUUGUUAAUAAAAAUGUGGCCCUAAAAAACACUUGCCAUAUAAAGUUAUAUUGCCAAGAAACUAUAAGAAACAAAAAAUUAAAAGUAAAGUAUUAAAAAAACAGGUUUUAUGCUAUUUUUUUAAAACUAAUUAUAAAGAAACAGCUGUUAGCUACAUUAACACACCUUUACCUGCUUCAGUUAGCAGACUUUUUAUUUAUAUCUACUCUUCAGCAUUAAAGCAACUUUAAUAAAGUAAUUACCGCUCCAAUAUUUAAACAUAAAGACAGAUCAGUGAGGAACAAAGCUCUGAACAAAACAUGCUUUAAAAGGUUUUGGAUUCUGCUGAUAAAAUGAACUAAAACAAAUCAACUAGAGUUUGAAGUUGUGACAAAGGAGUUCCUAACAAUCAUCUGUAAAACUACAGGCAGCACAUAAGCAAAGCAAUUGGGUAAAGUUCUUAAAAAUAUUCUAAAAGUUAAACUCAAAUGUUAUAAAAAUGUUCAUGAACAUGAUUUUGUACUAGAUGCCACAUUUUAGUGGAAAAUUCCAUAACACUAAAAGGGAAAACUGUCUUGUAGGCACAUUUUAGAGAGCUGCUCUUGAAUGCAUCUCGUUUUUCUGUCUGAUAAAUGUUUCUGCAGUAGUAACACUAACAUAUGCAUUAGUGGACCGUAUGCAUUCAUGAGAUUUCCUUUCUUAAGCUCUUGUAGCAUAAAGAUAGAGCAGGUAUUGUUUACGCUCAGUUUCAGUGGUGCCUGGCCUCUGCUUUAAGGUUAAACCAGCCAGCGUUACACCCACAUAACACACACCCACUGCUCAAGACUAUACUCUUUAUAUACAGUCAUGGACGUUUGACCAGCAGCUUUACCUUAUGAUGCAAAGAGGUUACAGGUACCGGAUCUCUUCGUAGUCGUGGCCCUCCUUCUCGUGGAGCAAAUGGUCUAGUCUUUCAUAUAAUAGUUAGGAAGAGUGGGAGCAGAGCUGAAGCUAAUGUAAAUAUGAUGAUGCUGUCAAAAGUGAGGGGGUCAGACAGUCCUGUUGACUGUAUAUGAGAACUGGAGUAAGUGACCCCACCCUCAAACAUCUAUUACUCAGUGAUUAUAUUUGUCAGAAUCACCAUACAUAUUCUGAUAAUUCUCUUGUUUCUAUUUUUUCAAGUUAUAAACAUGCUAAUCAGAUGUCUCAAUAAAAGUAGGCGGAGCCUGCUGGCCCUCAUCACAUCCAACAUUUGAAAUGUUUGACAGAUUUGGAGUAGCACUCUUUCAAUUGGUAGGGGCCUUCCAACAAGCCUACAUAAUUGGCAAAAAUCAAACGUUCGUGGCGAAAUGUUCAGCCAGACCGAUUCGGACCAAUUACUGCUGACUGAUGACUUCUGGUUCCAUUACGGUGACAUCCAUAUACCAGAAAAUGAUGACUUCAUUGGGCUGGAGCUGGACAUAAACCGUUUUCUAUGGGUGACGUCACACUCACCCUUCGUACCAGUUCACAGAUACAGUCAAUGGUCCGUCCCAAAUGAAAAAAAAGUUCAAUCCAAUUGUCUGUUUUGGAUGAGAAGUCCCUGGUAGCAUCAUUUUUAGUCAAUUUUUGAUGGAUUUUUCUGCAUUUUUCUUGUCCAACUCAUAGAAUUUGUGAUUUUUGUGUGUUUGUGCGCUUUUUGUGCACGUCUUUUAUUCAUUCAUCACUCCACACACGACUCUUGGGACUCAUUUGGGUGUUUGUCCACCGCUUUGUGUGUCUGAGAGUUUUCUAAUUCAAAUGAUUCCGUUUGGGGUGUUUUAUGUAAACUUUACUGCAGAUGAUUCAUAAUGACUCCCAAAUGGGAGAACUAAUUCUCUACAUCUCCAACAAACCUACAGGGAGACAAAAAGUAUUUGAACACCCUGUGAUUUUGCAAGUUCUCCCAUUAGAAAUCAUGGAGGGGCCUGAUAUUUUCAUCUUUGGUCCAUGUCCAUUGUGAGAGAAAUCAAAAAAAAUCUGGAAAUGACAUUGUAAGGAUUUUUAAAAACAAUGUAUUUGUAUGCUACUGCUGCAAAUAAGUAUUUGAACACCUGUCUAUCAGCUAGGAUUCUGACCCUCCAAGACCUUUUAAAUAGCCUACUUCCACUUCACUAAUUAGAAUCACCUGUUUGAGGUUGUUAGCUACCUAAAGACCCUAAAGACACCUGUUUAUCACAUACAAUUGGUAAAACUUCAUGGGCUGCAUGGUGGCGGAGUGGUUAGCACUUGGGUUUUCUCCGGCUUCCUCCCACCAUCCAAAAACAUCCUUCAUAGGUUAAUUGGUUACUCUAAAUUGCCCCUAGGUGUGAAUGUGAGUGUGUGAUUGAGACCCUAUGGAAGACUGGCAACCUGUCC
Molecule: messenger RNA, 9056 nt
Organism: Oryzias melastigma (Indian medaka)
Lineage: Eukaryota; Metazoa; Chordata; Actinopteri; Beloniformes; Adrianichthyidae
Gene: gucy1a2
Product: guanylate cyclase 1, soluble, alpha 2
Exons: 9
Coding region: 2087-4483 (798 amino acids)
Biological process (GO): cGMP biosynthetic process; response to oxygen levels
Cellular component (GO): guanylate cyclase complex, soluble
Molecular function (GO): heme binding; guanylate cyclase activity
Source: RefSeq, a predicted model, not a curated record